Molecule: messenger RNA, 1889 nt
Organism: Durotheca rogersii
Lineage: Eukaryota; Fungi; Ascomycota; Sordariomycetes; Xylariales; Xylariaceae
Exons: 1
Coding region: 262-1287 (341 amino acids)
Molecular function (GO): protein binding
Source: RefSeq, a predicted model, not a curated record
AAGACAAUCUAUACGCGUUGGAUUGUACACAUCGAUAACUCCCUCAGCAUGGAGGCAUAUUUUUCACGUGACAAACUGCAUCGUAUGGAUGCGUUGGAAAGAUGGCCUGAGGGGCUGGGACGGGUUACCGACAGAAUGGUAGCGAACGAACCGAACACGGGCUGAUUCGCCGUCGAUACUAUUUAAUAUCCGUCGGGCCAUUGUUGGGCUGCAAGACUGACUCAAACUCAUUCUCUUCCGCCCUACCGGACCAGAAAAAUCAUGGCGAAAAUCAUCGAAAGGGAGGCCGUAAACGACGAAGCCGCCGGGAGUAGCCGCCUCUAUACCCUCCAGCCCAUCCCGACGAAGGGAUAUGGCUUGGUGGCCACCACUAGGAUACCAAAGGGCACCCGUAUCCUCUCAGAAGCUCCGCUUUUCAUUGUGCCCCGUGGCAUAUCCGAUAUGCAGACGGUCGAGCGCAUCGUCAUGGAACAGUUGAGACGGCUGAAUAAGGAUCAGCAGCGCGCCUUUUUUGCCCUACGCAACUCGCACGGCAGCAGCCUCAAGCCGCCGGUGGGCAUCGUGCGAACGAACGCACUAGCUCUCGGCACCGACGCUUCACGUGGCGGCCUGUUCCUGGAGGCCGCGCGCAUCAACCACUCGUGCCGGAACAACGCUCAGAACACGUGGAACGCCGAGCUCGGUCGGCUCACCAUCCACGCCGGCCGCGAUAUCGAGGCCGGCCAGGAGAUCACGAUCACGUACGCGGAUCCGCUCGCCGAUUGCGCCGAGCGCCGCCGCUUCCUGCAAGACCACUUUUUCUUCACGUGCGAGUGCGAGAUAUGCUUGCUGCCUCCAGCGGAGCGUGCUGAGAGCGACAAGCGGCGGCGACGGCUCGGCCAGCUCGACGCGGCCGUCGGCGGGCUCGGCCACCUCAUGGCCAAGCCACUACCAGGGCUGCAGCUCGUGCACGAGAUGCUCAGCCUGUACGAGGCCGAGGACCUCUGUGACGCGAGCAUCCCGCGGGCGUACUACGACGCCUUCCAGAUCGCGAUCGCGAGCGGCCACAAGAUACGCGCUCGGGUCUUCGCUACGCGCGCCUACGUCACGCGCCGCGUCGUCGAGGGCGACGAUAGCCCUGACGUCCGCGGGAAUAAGGGGCUCAUUGACCGCCCCGAGGACCACCGCCUCUACGGCGUGUUCAAGACGUCGGUGCGUGAGACGGGCCCGCCGCCACAGUCAGACGCCGGGGCGUUCGAGGACUGGCUCUGGAUCAAAAGCAAGUGGUCGAAGACACCGCCGAUCUGAGCACGGCCCGGGCAUUCGAGGGAGUCUCGGGGCUGGGGUCCCUUUCUCAGCCCCGUACGCCUCUCCCUCCCCCCUCUCUGUAUUCUUCUUCCGCUUCCCAAUCCGUUACCAACCGACGAUUAUGAAGGCACAUCAGUAGGGCUGGCGCAAGGAACAUGGGCGAGGUCUGGCAUAACAGCGACAGGCGUAUGGCUGGCUAAGUAUCCGGACAACGGGAUUCGGGAUUCAUCAUGAUCAUUGGCAUAAGGAGAAAAUAAGGUGCAUAGCUGUUCAGGACAGGCAUUAGGCAACUCAUCAUCAUCAUCAUUAUGUCGCUCUUCUCAUCUCUGUCGAUUUCGGCAGCCAAUAAAUUCAGCAUGCCAACGCGCAGACGCACUUUGAAUACACCGACCGGUGCGGCCCGUCCUCUUGUAAGCGGCGAAGUGAGAAUUCUUGGUUGGUAAUGAUGACUCAAUGGCGGAACAAUAACAAGACUGAUUGAAGUCACCAAUGGGUGCUGACGCGGUCUUGAGAAAAAAUACAAUACGGUGAGCGCAGACUGGUUCUCUAAGCCAGGAACGGUAACAAGCGUGGCUGCGUAACAAGAGAGACGCGCACUAUGG